Dimorphilus gyrociliatus is the source of this 711-nucleotide messenger RNA. The record is from the annotation of a GenBank genome assembly. NCBI's taxonomy places the organism in Eukaryota, Metazoa, Annelida, Polychaeta, Dinophilidae.
AAUACUGAAACUGUUAUUUUUGAUGACGUUGAUAAAAGUCGGGUGAUUUAAUUUACUACCCUCUUUUAUAUGGAUGGCAUUAAUCUAACUGAAAAUUCAACCGUAGUAAAAAAUUUUGAUAUUUCAAGCAAAAAUCUCAAUCGCAGGUGCUAUUAUCAUUCUCUAGUACCUUCGUUAAAAAAUGUCUUUUUUUUCAGAAAUAUAAAUAUGUCUCUGAAAAUAUCAAACAAAAUAUUACAAGAGUGGGUUGUCAGUAUGAAAGAUAAAGUUGUACCAUGGAGUUCUUUCAUAAAUGUGUCUAAAUUUAAGAUACCGAAAACUAUAUCACCUUUCGGAAAAAGAAUAGUAAAGAAUAUUGAAAAAUUCCAGGGAAAUUACAUAUUUGUCUUUUUUGGACUGGUACUGUUUUGUAUUUUAACAAGCCCCUUACUAUUGAUAGGAAUUGGAGUAUGUGUAGGAGCUUGUUAUGUUGUCAAUGUUCGAAAUAAUGAAACUCCAUUAAGACUGAUGGGACGUCAAAUAAGUCUUGCGCACCAGUAUGCUGCCAUAGCAACAUUCUCGUUUCCCCUCUUUUGGAUAGCAGGUGCAGGUUCCGCAGUUUUUUGGGUGAUUGGUGCCUCUUUUGUUUUGAUCAUAUGCCAUGCCGCAUUUUAUUCUUUGGAAGAUGAGUUGGAUGAAGUUCCUGAUUUGGAGGGAAUACAAACUGUUUAG